AUCACAUAUGACGCUCUAACUGAUCUGAAGUCGAUGGCAGCAGGGGUUCAUUGCAAGACAGGAUAAAAACUGCGACUUAAUGUUUAACGGUACUAACAUUAGCUAGCUACAUAGCGAGAUUACAGCUAGCUAAAUGCUCGGCAAUAGUCUGUUAGCAUUAACGUUACUUCUGCUAGCCGCUUGAAGAGGUAGCUGCUGUUGGAUAACUUGUCAGAAACUUCUGGAAACGUGAGGCUAGCUUGGCUAACGUUACUGUUAAUCAAAAUAUAACGUUACUGUUGUAGCAGUUAACAGUAUUCUACCAAUGACUGAAAAAGAGGAGACUAUGGACGCUUCUGAUAGCCAUGACAGUGCGCCAUCAGUGAAGAAGAAUGGACAAACCUCGUUGCUGGACAGCGGGGAAGACUUUGAGGUUUUAGAUGAAGAAGACAUUGACGACGUCCCCCCUCCUCUGGAAGAUGCCGGGGGCGGGAAGGGGAAAAACACAGAUGAGUCUGAAAAAAAUGCUGACACAGAUUCAGACCCUCCAGGUCAAGUGGAAGAAUGGCUGGAUGUAUUAGGUAAUGACCAGCUAAAGAAAAAAGUCCUGGAGGCAGGGGAAGGGCAAGACAGUCGGCCACAGAAAGGACAAAAUGUAAAGAUUCAUCUUAAAACAUACCUGAAGGACGGAACACUUGUAGAGGAGCAGCCUUACCUCUCUUUCACUCUUGGAGAUGGGGAUGUCAUCCAGGCUCUGGAUCUCACAGUGCAGCUCAUGGAAAUGGGAGAGAAGGCCCUCAUCCAGGCUGACGCAAAAUACGCAUAUGGUUCCCGGGGGAGUCUUGAACCAGAGGUUCCCCCCAACGCUGAGCUGUCCCUAGAAGUGGAACUGCUGGAAGCUAUUGAUGCCCCAGACCUGGAGCUGCUGCCCCCUGCAGAAAGGAUUGGCCUGGCCAUCCAUAAGAGAGAGAGGGGCAAUGUUCAUUACCAGCGUGGGGACUACGCUUUUGCUGUGAAUUCAUACAGCAUUGCCCUGCAGAUAACAGAGUCUAGUUCUAAAGUUGACAUAAGUCCUGAAGAGGAGAAUGAGCUGAUGGAUGUGAGAGUGAAGUGUUUAAACAACAUGGCUGCUUCUCAGCUGAAACUGGACCACUAUAAUGCAGCACUUAAGUCUUGUGUCUCGGCACUAGAACACCAGCCAGACAACAUAAAAGCACUUUUCCGCAUGGGAAAGGUACUAGCCUUGCAAGGUGAAUACACAGAAGCCAUUCAAACUUUGAGGAAGGCGCUGAAGUUGGAACCAAGCAACAAGACAAUCCAUGCAGAGCUCUCCAAGCUGGUGAAGAAGAACUCGGAGCAGAGAGGAGCAGAGCAGGCCAUGUAUAAGAAGAUGCUGGGUAACCCUGCUAGUAGCGGCAGCAGUUCACAGAAACACCGGGCCAAGUCUUCAUGGGGUCUUAGCUGGAAGUGGCUUUUCGGUGCCACUGCAGUAGCCAUUGGCGGUGUAGCAUUAUCCGUUGUCAUAGCUGCUAGAAAUUGAACCAUGCCUGUGAUGAGCCUGACCAAGCCCCUGCAACGUGAGCCUAAACAUAGAAGCACAUCUGGCAGCGACUUCUCACCUUUUUGUCGAAGGGGGGGUGGAAAUGUCGGUCAGUUGCCUCUUCGCUGUCACUCUCCUUUCUCUGCUAUGUUUGAGAACUAUAUGUGACAAUUAAUAAAACAUCAAGAUUUGCAUAUGGGAAAUGUAUUUCCAACCUUAUAAACGUGUAGGUUUAUGAAUAUCUGUCACGUUGCCAGACACUGUUUUCUUUUGCUGCCAUUGUUCUUGUCUUUGGUAGUUAAUGUUGCAAAUUGAUUAUUAGAGAAUCGAAAUGUAAAAUAAAUUGCCGUAGAUUCAGAUAGGAGCUAUUUAAGAAUAUUUUUCCUACUAAUAAUAGAAUCGUGAUAUGGUCCUUUGUAAUGCUAUAGUUUUAAAGCUUCAGAUUGUGCAGUUAAAUUAAUAUGUCCUAUCCAAGAGAGAAUAAUGUAAUCCGAGAGAGAAUAAUGUAAUGCAGAUGCUCUAUUAUUUGAAGUCCACACGUUGGCAAAGUAUAUCUGGCUUGUGUGCUAGCUCUCACACCCUUUCUAUAGACUCAACUCAUACGCUAAGUGACCAGAAAAAUAGGAACACCUGUACAAUGUCAUGCAAUACAAUACAACAGUCAGUUUUUGUUGAGACUGUUGAGUCAGUUCUAUGGUGUGUAUUGUGGCUGGAGUUUGUUGUGAUAUCAAAUUGAAAGGUGUUCCUAAAAUUGUAUCCACCUCAUAAAAAUAUAUAAGAAACACUUCACAAAAUAAUGCAGUUAAAUAAAAUACAGCAAACUGUCAACAGCAACGAACAGAAAUAACAUGAAUCAUGGGGGGCUCAAUAUUCUUGGUCACUUGUGUAUACAGUACAUACAUUAAAGCAGCAGCUGAAGUAGAUUAACUGUUGUCAACUUUUGUUAAAUUACUAAUUUCUUGUUAAUAAAGCUGCAGUUAUUACCUUUUAAAACAAGGGCAGCAAAUGGUACAUCGUUUCUAAGUGAUGUGGCUAUGAAUAAUAAAUGAGAAUUUAUUUUUCAGUCAAUUAUACCUCAAUUUUUGAUGAUUAAGACCAAAUGUUGAAGGAUGUUCAAGUACAAUGUUGGGUGUGUAUUUUUUUUUGUCCCCUACAUUUUAUUGCCUGCAAAGCUUUCCUUAAAUUAUGUUGCUUUGGGUGUUAAUUCCACUGUUUUUGAUCAUUGCUUUUAAGUUAAUGUGACACCGCAGAAUCUGUGGCUUCUUCAGAGUAGAUGGUAGACCUACAGAGCCAAAAGUUGCAUAAACUCUUUAGUUGGUGACAUAUUAAGUGGUUGUGAAAGUUCCCGGCAUUCCAUAAAUUUGUUAAUUUUAUAUUCAUCAUAAUAAAAAAUGUGUCUGUUAUCAAA
Molecule: messenger RNA, 2927 nt
Organism: Sander lucioperca (pikeperch)
Lineage: Eukaryota; Metazoa; Chordata; Actinopteri; Perciformes; Percidae
Gene: fkbp8
Product: FKBP prolyl isomerase 8
Exons: 9
Coding region: 305-1519 (404 amino acids)
Molecular function (GO): protein binding; peptidyl-prolyl cis-trans isomerase activity
Source: RefSeq, a predicted model, not a curated record